Molecule: messenger RNA, 816 nt
Organism: Penaeus indicus
Lineage: Eukaryota; Metazoa; Arthropoda; Malacostraca; Decapoda; Penaeidae
Product: lactosylceramide 4-alpha-galactosyltransferase-like
Exons: 4
Biological process (GO): glycosphingolipid biosynthetic process
Molecular function (GO): hexosyltransferase activity
Source: RefSeq, a predicted model, not a curated record
GCUUGUGUGGUUGAAACAGCGGCCAGACAUCACCCAGAUAAAGUUAUUCAGUUAAUGCUAACUUCACCUACAGUUAACCAGUCUGAUCCUAUCUAUGAGGCUUUAUUAAAACUCCCGAACGUCAAGAUGUCGUGGUUGGAUCUAAGCUCUCUCUAUGCGUUCGAACCCCUUAAAACGUGGCAUCUGAACCGCCGUUGGUUGAUGGCUGAAGACCGCGUGAACAUCUUCGUCAGCGACUCCGCCCGCGUGGAGCUUCUGCGUCGCUUCGGAGGAAUUUACCUCGACCUCGACGUGCUGGUCCUGCGCCCUAUGCCGACACACACGGAUUUCAUCGGCCGCGUCGACCCCAAGCAGCUGAAUGGCGCCGUCAUGAGCUUUCGUCCACAUCAUCCUUACGUUACGAACAUCGUGAACAUCCUUCCUAAGGUCCACGAUCCCUUCCAGUGCUGUACCAUAGGACCCGAUCUCCUUACCAAGCAACUCCACGCCCUCUGCCCUAAUAACUUCACUCUCCCCAAGUCCACGCCCGUCGACGCGUUCGAGACAUGUACAGACGUGACCGUGUACCCAAGCCCCGCCUUCUACCCUAUCUAUUGGCUACCAGGCCCUGAGUAUAUCCAGAGUAUUGUUGUCAUGGGGAAAGGUCUGGGGGAGAAAUUUAUGAAGGAGAACAAAGCCUACACACUCCACCUGUAUAAUUCCUUGUCACAGAAGGAUGUCAUAUAUCUAGGCGGUGAUUCGAUCUUGGAGACAAUAGCAAAAGCAUAUUGUCCUAAUGUGUAUAGGACUUUGCUUACGCGGCACUGGGCACUCUGA